CGCAAAUCAAUGAAGUUGUAGUAAGGUGGUUGUAAAAUAGUGUACAGUGCGUAAAUGCGUUGUUAUAAAUGAAUUGCAGUGCUUCUGUGAGGCAUGGGGAAAGAUCAGGAAUUACUGGAGGCUGCACGUAAAGGCAAUGUGGCCGUCGUGGAGAAAAUACUGGGACAGAGGGCCAAAAGGAGUGGCCCACUUGCAAGCCUACGAAGAGGCCCUGGGGCAAACGUCCAGGAUAGCAGCGGGUAUUCCUCCUUACACCACGCCGCGUUAAAUGGCCAUUCAGAUAUAGUUAAACUUCUUUUGGAACACGAUGCGUCCACGAAUAUUGUGGACGGAAAGGGAUCUUCGCCGCUACAUUUGGCAGCUUGGUCCGGCAAUGUUGCCAUUGUUAAGCACUUACUUUCCGGACCGUCUAUAUGCAAUGUUAACUUAUCGACCAAAGACGACGAGACAGCGCUCCAUUGCGCGGCCCAGUACGGGCACACGGAAGUGGUUUCUGUCCUGCUGGAACACGCCUGCGAUCCGGGGAUAAGAAAUUGUCGCGGCGAAACAGCCUUGGAAUUGGCAGCACAGUAUGGAAGAUUGGAAACGGUGGAACUGCUGGUCAGGACUGAUCCAUCUUUGAUGUCGAUUUUAAAAAGAACCGCACCUGACACCAUUUUUCCACACACGCCUCUGCAUUUGGCCAGCAGGAAUGGACACAAGAGCGUCGUUGAGGUGCUUCUUAGUGCCGGUUUCAACGUGAACAUGAAAACAAAAGCGGGCACCGCUCUGCACGAAGCCGCUCUGUGCGGGAAAGUGGAAGUGGUGCGGACUCUUUUGGAGCACGGAGUGAAUACCUCCAUAAGAGAUUCAAACAAUUUCACCGUCAUGGACUUGCUGAGCCAGUUCAACACUGCGCAGGCAUCGCAGGAGAUCAUUAAUCUACUCAAACGUUACAAAAAAGGUCUUCCAAUCGGAGACAGCGACGCGGAUAGCGUCAGCCAGCCGUUUCCCACUUUCACGCAUACGGAUUCGGAUCUGGGAAGUCCCUACGAAAACGUGAGACCGUGCUCGAAAAACGCCCGUAGCGUGGUCUCGGAACUUUCGCCCGGCACUUCGCCGCAACGAUGGGACUUCCAACGACACGCCAGACCUCCCGAGCAAUUCGAUGAUAGACGGGUUUCUGGAGUCUCUGGAAUAUCCAUCAUGAAACGCACUAUACCAAAAAACGGCACCCAAUCACCUGAGAGCAGCUAUGUGGAAAUGAAAUUUCCAACGCGCAAUACCAAAUCCUACCAAAGCUUACCGAUCCUAAAACGGAAACCGCGUACCCGUAGUAACCCGACGGUGCCGCUAGAUGGCAUCACGUUUGCUUUUUCGGAAUCUUUGGAAAACAGAAAAAACAGCACUUGUUCAAAUUCGUCCUAUUACACAGCUUUAGAUACUAUGUCCCUGAGAGGUUCCCAGUCUUCAAGGGAAAGUGAUAACAGUCUCUACCACAUUCCCUGCGUGCCAAAAGCUUUUAUGGAUAGCGUUCACUCCGAGGACCUAAAUUAUCUUUGCACUAGUAGAGAGUCCGACCAGAUCAGUUUGUCUUCGACUGCUAGCAGCUGCGGCUAUCCUAGAAGACCUGAUAGCGGGGGAGUACCUUUAUACAUACCAAUGAACAAUUCCAGGGGUGGGCAUAGUCCUGGAUCCAACAGCAAGGUUUCGCCAACACCUCCUAAAAAACCUCCGAGGAGGAACAUAUCGAUCUCUCCCACUCACAUACAACACAUGUCGAUGUCGGUCGACGGUGUUGCCAAUAACGCGUACGAGUACGUGUAUCUGGCAACAACGGGGACGAGAAGUCAGGGUAACUUGAUGGAGAUGGAGCCGGAGCCGGCUAGACGCGAGAGGUUAGCCCACGGAAGAUCCAUGGAUCAGUACGUGGAGAUGAACGUUUUCAACAUCGCGUUGGACGAAGAGGAGCAUGUUUUGGUUAAAGGCAACAAAGAGUUGCAGAGGGGUAAAAGCGAGGAUUUGGAUUGCAGAAAGCGACCCGAACCCAUCGCAAUAACCUCCACCUAUCAAAACACUGUAAUAAAACAGCAAAACCCAAGACGGAGACUGAGAAGAAACCUGGAUUACGAGGAUUACGACUUCAAGAAGACUUCGUCGUCUGCACCGGAAACCACGUUCGUUUCUUCGGCGUACAUCAUGGUGUCGGACGAUUCGGAAAGAGAAACCAAGACUACCAACCGCAAAAAGCUAAACCCGCUGAGUCCCACGCACUACAACCAACCCCCCACCCCGGAUCACCCCCCGCCCAACGCGAUGCAAGCCGAGAGUUUCAUACACGAAAAAAUACGACCGUUAAGUCAGGAAUACAAGCGAAGAUCUCGCGACAUAGAGACCGAGACAGAUGAAGAAUACCUCCUCGUCUGCGACGAGUCUAGCAGCUUCUCGAGCAGCGUAUCUCUCUCCGAUCGAAGCACCGACAACAUUAUAGAAGAUUACCACUCGGAUGCGCCCUUCGCAGGUUUGUAUUGUAGAAAGAAAAGAAUUUGGGUCAAACUCAAACUUCUAGGUCUUCUAAAAGGCUCGGCCCGGGUACUGGAGAACAUUAACUCCAAUACGCCGGCUCAGCGGCCAAAAACCUUAAAGAAACUUAAACGCGUCUACGAUAACGGCGACGCUUCGUCCAAGAGCGAUAACGAGAAAUCGUCGAGUUCCGAGAAAGAAUCGGAAAACAAGGAGAACAAAGACAGAAUGUCGGCUUUGAGUCCUUUUGACGAACAAGAGGAAUGGGCCAAGAUUCAAGAAAUUAUGGCCUCGUUUGGUACCGGAAUCGUAAGAGAGUCGGUCUUUGUGGCAGAGCUGGAGAAAGAGUUCCAGAGCAGGUUGAUGACCAUAAGUUGCUCACAAAAUAGUUUAUCCUCCGAUGCCAAAUCACCAUCAGUGGAAAAGUGGUUGCAAGGCUUGGAAAUGGGCGAUUAUGUCAGCCUGUUUGUCACUAGUGGGUUCGAUGACAUAAACUUUUUGAAUGGAGUUAUUGAGGAUUCGGACCUACGAGACAUGGGCAUCACAAGUGAAACCGAAAGACAUCAGCUCAUAGAAGCCAUCAAAAAGCUACCCUUAAAAAUCAAUGACCAAAACGGCAACUGCGUGAAUAGCACGGUCAAAAAGUGGUUGAAACGCAUUAAUCUGGAACAGUACUGCGAAACUUUUGACAAGCAUUUAUACCACGAUAUGGAACGCAUAAAAAGAAUAUGGGAUGUCGAGUUGUCAGCUGUUUUGGAUAUCGAUAAAGUUGGACAUAGAAAGAGAAUUUUGGCGAGCGUUAGUAGCGGGGAACAUGUUUCAACAGGACCAAAACUAGAAGAAAUUAGCUCAGAUCUCACGUUUUUAAAGGCCAAUCGACCAGCCAAUGAGAUGCCUUCACCGUCAUCUAGAUCGGUAAAUAGCCUUACAGGGACCAUACGUCAUAGACAUAAAAAGUCCAGACCGGCUCCGCAACCCCCGGUCAGACAGGAGGAACCCAAAAAAAAUCCGGGGGAAAUUUUCGUGGGGGGGAAUAAUUCCAUUAGAUCCCAAUGGAGGCAUCAACCUAUUUUGCUUAUUACAGGUUGUGCCAAAUAUAACGCUAUGUAUCUGGGGUCUACUUCAGUGGUUGACUUUAAAGGUAUUGAAAGUAGUAAAAAGUCUAUGCAAAAAGUUUUAAAGAAUAAAGAAAGAUCCAGUGAGGAGGUUUGUCUUUCGAUUUCGUACAAAGGGGUUAAAUUUGUUAGCCCCAAUACACAGCAAAUUAUUUGCGACCACGAUAUUAAAAACAUGAAUUGCGCAUGCCAGGAUAUGGAUAAUCAAAACAUUUUCGCUUACAUAACUACAGACUCCGAGUUGUAUUAUUGUCAUGUUUUUGAAGCUUCAUCCCCAGAGCAAGGAACUGACAUAAUCCUAACGCUCGGUCAAGCUUUCGAGUUGGCUUACCAGAUGGCGCUGAGAGACCAAGUGACGAGCAAAACGAAGCAAAAAACCGAGAACAAACCUCCGGUCAGCCCGGGCUCGGUUUCGUCGCACAGCAAGGAUACCAGAACGGCCGAUUUCAAGUUGAACGGACAUCCGUUGAAGAUGAAACCGUUGACGUUGUCGAUAGCAGCCGAACCGUUCUGCGACAACCAGGUGCAAAAAACUCCGACAAAGAUGCACUUGAGUGACGCGUAAGUUUUCUGUUCAAAUUUUUCAUCGAUAAUGAUUGGCUUUGUUUUAAGCGGUUGUUUAAGUGACUUUUAAGUACCAGAUGGUCCAAAUUAUUCUUCAUUCUGGAAUGAAAUAUAAUAUUUAUCACUUGUCUGUCAUUUCGACUUCUUUCCAAGAUUAUCCAGAGAAUAAAGUCGAAAGGGCUUAAAUCUGGCCAAUUUGGUUUCCCAAUCACAUGUUCUUGAUGUGUGACAACUCUGUAUUAUAGGAGAAAAUUGGAUGUUUUUAUUUCAGGAUUUGUCAGCAGUUAAUAUCUAAUGAAGCAAAUUGUAUUGAUGUUUUAUUAAUUAAAAACAAAAUCCAAAUUUUAAUUGCAAAUAUUGUUUUUCAAAAUAUUCUUCAUGCAGAUUAUGUCGUCCAUUAUUUACAUUAGCAACUUCGCAAACUAAAAGUUACUUAAACCAAAUGUCUCAUUCCUUUUAAUUAUUUUAUUGGUUUAAACAUAUCAUAACCUUUGUUACAUUCCUCCAAGUAUACCUACAAUCCAACAUACUUUUUCAAUAAUAUAUAAUUAUUAUCAGUGUUGCACUAUAUUAAAAUCAUUUUGGUUGUGAGUUAAUUAAGGGCUGCUUAACAUCGAUGCGCAGUAAUAUACAUUUUACUGUCACUUACUGCGCAUCAAUUGUUUGCGCAUGCUCUAUUCGCUUUAAAUGUCAUUUAACUACUAUACUUGAUGUUUUUGUGUAAUAAAUUGAAUACAAGCGUGCUUCCUUUGUAUUUUGAAGAGUACACCACAUGUUUGGUACUUUUGUACUGAUGAGCACUGCCAUAUAAUUAACAUAUACAUACAUAUUUAUUAAAACAUCAUACUUGUUUUUUCUAUAUCAUAUUCAUUAUAAACAUAUUGAUAAAAACAAUUAGCUAUAAAUAUACGUGUAAAUAUUCUAUAUAAAUGUUUUAAGUGUUGCCAAAAUUU
This is a messenger RNA of Brassicogethes aeneus, 5134 nucleotides long. The record is from the annotation of a GenBank genome assembly. Lineage: Eukaryota; Metazoa; Arthropoda; Insecta; Coleoptera; Nitidulidae.